CCCCGAGCUACCGGCCUGCAACACUAUUCUUAACGGCUUCAGUCCGCCUCUCCUUGCCUACUCGGCUCGUCUCUCCUUCGUCCCCGCCGCCGUCGACCCUGCCCGCUCCUUCUCGCUGCUCACCGUGCCACUUUUUUUGACCACCAGCCCGCGUAAUUCAUGGCCCCAGGAAUAAUGUGUUUUGGCAAGAAACCCGACGACCCAGACUCCAGGAAGAAUGAAGAGAUCGAGAAGGGCCUGCGCGCCGACAGGAAGCGCCAGGAGCGCGAGGUCAAGCUGCUGCUGCUGGGAGCUGGAGAGAGUGGCAAGUCUACCGUGCUCAAGCAGAUGCGAGUGAUACACGCCGGCGGAUUCAGCAAAACCGAGCGAAAGCAAUGGCGCGCCAUAAUAUUCAACAAUCUGGUCACUGCCUACCAGACCAUCUUCUCCGCCAUGCAAGAGCAAGAGACCAACUUCGAAGACGAGGACAAUGAGGCGUACGCAAACCUCAUAAACGCCGACCCAGAGAUUGGCCAGGAAGAUCCGAUGCCUCUGGAAUGUCUGACUGCCUUCAACAACCUAUGGGCCGACAAAGGAGUGCAGCUGGCAAUCCUCAAGGGCAACCAAUACGCGCUGCACGACAAUCUCAGCUACUUCAUUGGCGACAUGGACCGCCUUUUCGCCAAAGACUACAUGCCCACCGAUCAAGAUAUAUUACGAACUAGGCUAAGGACAACGGGAAUCACGGAAACGAUAUUCGACCUCGGAAACCUGACAUACCGCAUGUUCGAUGUUGGUGGUCAACGGUCAGAGCGGAAAAAGUGGAUACACGUCUUUGACAAUGUGCAAGUUGUGCUCUUUUUGGUCGCUAUCAGUGGCUACGACCAUGUUCUAGUGGAAGAUCGGAACGGGAACCAAAUGCACGAGGCCCUCAUGCUGUUCGAAUCGAUAUCGAAUUCGAGGUACUUCGAGAAGUCGGCCCUGAUCCUUUUCCUCAACAAGAUCGAUCUAUUCAGGGAGAAGAUAUCCAGUGGCAUGAGCCCCAUCCACAAGAUAUUCCCAGACUACACGGGCAAAAUUACCGACAUUGAGGCCGGCCAGGAGUUCUUCGCAAACAAGUUUAGAAACCUUGUGCGGCAACCGAAGAAGGAAGUCUACGUACAUUACACCAACGCGACCGAUACCGAUUUGCUCAAAAAGACCAUGGCUUCAGUGCAAGAUAUGAUUGUACAGCGAAACCUCAACGCGCUGAUACUGUGAGUCGGCUUAUAAGCAUCUUGAUUCCCGUAUAACCACCGAAUUUCCGAAGGCCCUGGAGCCAUAUCACACGGCACAGCGAGCCGAGGAACCCCCUUCGAUCCCCGUUCUCAAGCGAUCUGGUAUGCGAUUCGUCACUACCGCCGGACUCCGCUUCUUUA
Mytilinidion resinicola is the source of this 1397-nucleotide messenger RNA. RefSeq names its product guanine nucleotide binding protein, alpha subunit. The coding region runs from base 175 to 1239 and encodes 354 amino acids. Gene Ontology annotation, cellular component: heterotrimeric G-protein complex. Gene Ontology annotation, molecular function: GTP binding; G-protein beta/gamma-subunit complex binding; GTPase activity. The transcript has 7 exons. The record is from RefSeq and is a predicted model, not a curated record. Gene Ontology annotation, biological process: G protein-coupled receptor signaling pathway. NCBI's taxonomy places the organism in Eukaryota, Fungi, Ascomycota, Dothideomycetes, Mytilinidiales, Mytilinidiaceae.